This is a messenger RNA of Musa acuminata subsp. malaccensis (wild Malaysian banana), 1740 nucleotides long. Its product is annotated as probable V-type proton ATPase subunit H. The record is from RefSeq and is a predicted model, not a curated record. Lineage: Eukaryota; Viridiplantae; Streptophyta; Magnoliopsida; Zingiberales; Musaceae. Gene Ontology annotation, biological process: proton transmembrane transport. Gene Ontology annotation, cellular component: vacuolar proton-transporting V-type ATPase, V1 domain. Gene Ontology annotation, molecular function: heme binding; proton-transporting ATPase activity, rotational mechanism.
CCGUGAAGCACCCCCUGUCGCGUCGCGUUCGCCAUCAAUGAUAGCAGCAGCGCAUUGACGACAGACGGAGUGGUGCGGAUCCGUGGUUACUGAUUUGGUGGGGUUGAGGCGACGAAAGCGAUCCUCUCUCGUGGUAGAAGGCCUCGUUCCCGAUGGAUCGCGCUGAUGUCACGACAGAAGAGGUUCUCAAGAGGGACAUACCAUGGGAAACUUACAUGUCAGCAAAGCUUAUUACAGAAACACAUCUUCAGCUACUAAGGCGCUAUGACAAAAAAUCUGCAAGCCAAAGAGCUGCUUUGCUUGAUGAAGAUGGACCAGCUUUUGUACAGGUCUUCAUGAACAUAUUGAGUGACGUUUCCAAGGAAGAAACGGUGGAAUAUGUGCUUGCUCUCAUUGAUGAAAUGCUGGCAGCAAAUCUAAAGCAGGCUAGACUUUUUCAUGAUAAUUCAUUAUCAAGCGAAGACACUUAUCAACCUUUUUUAAGAUGGCUCCAGGAAGGAAAUUUGUUCAUACAAGACAAGAGCAGUAAAAUAUUGACUCUGAUAGUGAGUGCUCAUCCUAAAGUUCAAGAUGGUCUUGUUCCAAAUGGAGAAUCCUCACAUUCAAAAAGCAAGAUCUCAAAGACUGAUAUGGUUCUAAAUGGACUACUUGACUGGCUGUGUUCUCAGCUGAAGACUCCAUCUCAUCCUAAUCGCUCUGUGCCUAUGGCUAUAAAUUGCCUAGCCAUUUUGCUAAGAGAACCCUGGGUUAGGGUUUCAUUUAUUCAAUCAGAUGGUGUCAAAUUAAUAAUUCCUUUGAUAUCACCAGCUUCAAGCCAGCAGUCCAUCCAGCUUCUUUAUGAAACUUGCCUUUGUAUUUGGCUCUUGUCCUAUUAUGAUGCAGCAGUUGAUUACCUGGCCACCACUAGGGUCUUGCCAAGGCUAGUUGAGGUUGUAAAAGGUUCAACAAAAGAAAAGGUUGUGAGGGUUAUUAUGUUAACAUUGCUCAAUCUGUUACCAAAGGCAGCAUGUGGGGCCCAAAUGAUUGAUCUUGGACUACCACAAAUUGUCCAGUCUCUAAAAGCUCAGGCUUGGAGUGAUGAGGAUUUGUUGGGUGCACUAAAUCAGUUAGAAGAUGGACUUAAGGAACACAUCAAAACUCUGAGUUCCUUUGAUAAAUAUAAGCAGGAAGUUCUUCAGGGUCAUCUUGACUGGUAUCCUAUGCACAAGGAUCCAGGAUUCUGGCGUGAAAAUAUUACAAAUUUUGAAGAAAAUGACUUCCAGAUUUUACGUGUCCUCAUCACGAUCCUCGACACUUCCAGCGACCCAACCGCACUUUCUGUUGCGUGCUAUGACUUGUCUCAGUUUAUCCAGUACCACCCUGCUGGAAGAAUCAUGGUGGCAGACCUGAAGGCCAAGGACCGGGUGAUGAAACUCAUGAAUCACGAGAAUGCUGAGGUGACACGGCAUGCCCUUCUGUGCAUCCAAAGGCUUUUCCUGGGUGCCAAAUACGCUAGCCUUUUGCAGUCUUGAUCACUCUUCAUGACCAUCUCAAGUUUGAACCAUGGCUUGCAACCGCAAAUGCCUAGCAGACAGUGAGUUUUGUUGUUUGUUCGUAAAAUCCGUUAUUAUUUUUUGCUGCAUGUAAUAAAUUCUACUCUUUCGUUUCAAAUGCUCUUUUAAGCAUAUUCGAUUCUCGAUUUGCCCAAGUUGGGCACAUUUUUAUGGGACUGAAAUAAUUUGCUGUGUGUGGUUGAGUUCA